Messenger RNA from Colletotrichum scovillei, 4211 nucleotides. RefSeq names its product ATP-NAD kinase. Gene Ontology annotation, biological process: NAD+ metabolic process; NADP+ biosynthetic process. The record is from RefSeq and is a predicted model, not a curated record. Lineage: Eukaryota; Fungi; Ascomycota; Sordariomycetes; Glomerellales; Glomerellaceae. Gene Ontology annotation, molecular function: NAD+ kinase activity. The transcript has a single exon. Bases 1552 to 3582 code for a protein of 676 amino acids.
GGUCACUCUCUUAUUUCGUCUUCGUUUGGUUUAUCGCUCUUCUUCUUCUUCUUCUUCUUCCUCUUCCUCCUUCUCUCUUCCACCACAAACUCCUCCUCUUCUCUCCUUCUCCCAUUCAUCCCGUUCCUUUCGAAGCAGAGCUCCGGUAGUUCUAGCAAUUACCUCGGCCGCUACGUUUUUUGGGGCAUUGUUCAUAAUUCUUGCUUGACUACGUCGCUUUGCCUUGUCUUUGCAUCAGAUACCUUGCGUGUGCACUGCAUUGCUAUCAUACCCCUUUUCACUUAAUUACUUCGUUGCGGCUGCUGGCUUUUCAUCGUUUCUUAUUUGAUCGCCUUCGGUUUCACACUGUCGACUCGGCUCAGUUCUCGUCAUCCUCAAGCCCAGGACGCCCCAACCGGACUACCAAGAACCGACCUGCCAGACGAGUAGUUCAUCACUCAGGUUCUGGUCAGUCGUCACACCCGACUGCAACAUUGUCAGACAAAUCAGCAGUCAUCAGCCUGGUUUAGUUAUCCGCCCCGAGGCGGCAAUUCGACUCAAUUUAGCGUCAUUCGUUCCAUCCGAGACCCCGUCACACCCGAGUCACAACUCUGCAGGAAGCGCCCAGCUUACCUGCACAUCGACCUGCAUCUCUAGAGGGUGCCUGAGAGAGCAAAACAGGAAAAGAAAAAGGAAGACAGACAGUCUCUUUGAGCGUAGAGCUUAGAGUUACAAGCGCCAAUCUCAGUAAGGUUGCCAGGUUGCCAAGCUUGCGAAAGCACCGACUAUCUCCGUUUGGACACUGUUCUGAACCUGUGUUCUACCCGACAUCAGAGACGUUCUGAACACUUGUACGAGUUUGUGGUAAAUCCGUCCAGUACGGAUACCCGUUCCAUCACACAAGCAAAGGUCGUUCAAUCGCGGCCUAACACAAGGAUCUACACGGCAACAACGCCCAUCAGUACUUGACCGAUUCCAUCGGCGUCGGUGGUCCGUAAGGUCCGGUUGUUUCCCAGGUUCCAUUUCCUUGGACUCUGGAGUCUAGAAAGUUGCUUGGUCGACCUUCUUUUGUGUGUGGUCUCCACGUUGUAGGAACUGUUCUUUGGUACUUGCUACUUCUCGGCUCGCCAGCAGUCAGUUGUGUCUGCUAUUACCGCUUGGUGUUCGAACUUCGCUCGGCCUUAGCGGAGAACAGGUCCCUGCCACCACCCGACCCCCUGCCAGCUUCCACGGUUCGCCUACCAAGUCGGAAGUACCUACCUUGAGGUACCCGUGCCUUCCACCACAUACCUUUCGGAGAAAGGUACUUAGGUUUUCUGCCGUGCAGCCCACGCCCCCGGAAGGUGCUAUUAUUACUCUUUCGUCACUGCCGCUGCAUUAUUUUUUGCGACAAUUAAUUACCACCUAGCCGUCCAUCGCUCACUUUCCGGCCAUUCAACUCACCUUGCACCUUGGAUCGGUUCGCGCGGUACAGAGUACUUCGCUCCUCCAUCCAUACACCCAUACCCCGAUCUCCAUCCACAUCUCUCUCACUUUCCACGCCCCGUCGGCGGAGAUACACUAUUCUUAACCAUGUCGGGCUUCGUCUCCUCGCCCACCGCCCUGCACCCGGCCCUCAGUAAUCCGAAUCCGCUUCCGCCGCCAGCGCCAUUGUCACUGCAACAGCACCAGCCGUCCUCGUUGCCGUCCUCGUCGCCCUCUUCCGACCCCCAUGGAGUUAAAACCUCGCUUUCCGACCGCCCCAAAAGCUCCAGCGCCAGUGUCAGCACCACUACCGUCCACGACCGACCUCUCUCUUCUUCCGCCUCCACCUCCAACUCCGUCUCCCAUUUACACUCGCAGACACACUCGCACUCACUGUCACUGCAUCGCAAUGCUGGCCCGGUAGCAGAGGAGGAACCCUACGCUGGCGCCCAAGCCGGAUUUCCCGCUACAGCUGCUGCAACACAAAACCCCUCGUCCUCGAUAAGAAGAAGCUCCCUAUCAAUAACCUCUACCGCCGCCUAUCCCGAACUGCUCCCGCCUCCUCUUUCCAAGUCUACCAACGCCAACGCCAGCGCUGCCGCCCAUCCUCCCAAGGGCCAUCGUCGCGCACCUUCCCACGAAGUUCCCCGCCAGACUAUUAUGAAAGCCUUGGCCUCGGUUGUUCGCAGAAAUAAACCCGAAGCCCUCUCACUUACCGGCAUGUUGUCCCAGCAAGGCGGUUGCGACAACCGCCCCGCCACUUCUUCAUCCCAGAAGCUGGCCGACGCCUUGAACGAGCUGGCCAACCGGAGCAUGACCCCCACCACCGCCCUACCCUCCUUGCAGUCCCCCUGCUUCUACCACAACCGAUUCGAUGAUGCCGUCAACAUCGACAAGGUUCUCGAGGAGAUUAAGAAUGACGACUGCAUGUCACACUCUAGGCUCGUGCAGACAGCCACCGGCGUCCGCGAGGUCUCCAAGCAGUUGCAACGUCGCCCCAUCAAGCGCGCUGUUCGCAAUGUCAUGAUUGUCACCAAGGCUCGCGAUAACCAGCUCGUCUACUUGACCCGCGAGCUCGCUACCUGGUUGCUUCGCACUCCGAGGUAUGGUGCCGACGUUGGCGUUAAUGUCUAUGUGGAUGCCAAGCUGCGCAACUCUCGACGCUUCGAUGCCAAUGGCAUUGUUGCAGAGAAUCCUGCGUAUCAGGACAUGCUUAAGUACUGGACGCCUGAUUUAUGCUGGAGCCAACCUGAGAAGUUCGACCUAGUCCUCACCCUCGGCGGUGAUGGAACCGUUCUGUUCACAUCAUGGCUUUUUCAGCGCAUCGUGCCUCCCGUCUUGUCCUUCAGCCUGGGUAGUCUCGGCUUCCUAACGAGCUUCGAAUUCGAAAAGUACACGCAGCACUUGGACCGGAUCAUGGGAGACGAGGGCAUGCGUGUCAACUUGCGUAUGCGCUUCACCUGCACUGUCUACCGUGACGGCACUCUUGGCCAAGAGGCGGAGGAAGGAGAGCAAUUCGAGGUUCUCAACGAACUUGUUAUCGACCGCGGCCCAUCCCCAUAUGUUUCGAACUUGGAACUCUACGGCGAUGACGAGCUUCUUACUGUCGUGCAGGCCGACGGCUGCAUUUUCUCCACUCCGACAGGAUCAACUGCUUAUUCUCUUUCGGCCGGAGGUUCCUUGGUACACCCCGACAUCCCGGCUAUUCUCCUGACACCUAUCUGCCCGCAUACCCUCUCAUUCCGCCCGAUGGUUCUCUCUGACACGAUGCUCCUCCGCGUGUCGGUGCCGCGCAAUUCGCGCGCAACGGCGUACUGCGCCUUUGAUGGCAAGGGUCGUGUUGAGUUGAAGCAAGGAGACUACGUCACCAUCACCGCCUCACAAUAUCCAUUUCCUACAGUUGUCCGAACUCAGACGGAGUGGUUCGACAGCGUUUCCCGCACUCUUCGCUGGAAUACGCGCGCCGCAACGCAAAAGGGCUUCGACCCCUCUGCUGGCGGCAGCCUCUGCCCGUCUGAGGACGGCAAGGAUGAAGAUCCGGAGUGGGACAUUGACACCGACUCGGCCUGCUACGCUAGCGAGGACGGGAGCAUCAGUGCGAGUCCCUUGAGAAGGCAGAUGAGUCUGCUGGGCAUGUGAUUAACGGCCGUUUGUUUAUUCGUGAAAGACAGAGCAUCAUGAUUCCCAACUUUCUUCGAAAUCACAAAAGAGGCAGCUCAGCUACGCAAAGCAGCACGCUCUGUUCAGUUCGACUAUGCUGCACUGCACCUUUGCAUUUCGCCCCACGAGCGAGGAGGGUGGGCUAGACUAAGAUGUUUUGGCAUCUUUUAUUUCUUUGUUUUAUAGACUUGAGCGAUUUCGCAAGGCAUAAGAAAGACGGAAACGCAUGGGACGCCCACUGCUGUGUGUGCGUGGAUGCGUGGAUGGAAAGACUGAGAUCUGACAUGCUCGCAUGAGCAGUGUUGUUUAACAUCAUCAUCAUAAGACGAGGGAGAUAAUACUGGCAUUGGCACUGGCACGGUAUAUACUUGCAUGAGGUAGCUGUCGGGUGCGCAGGCCAACGUACCCGCCCGCCUUUCAACUUGAAAGAAGAGAGGGGAAGAGGAUGUCGAUCCUCUUGUGACCGGCGAAUACAUAGUCUCAAGAGAGAGAAAGAGAAAUAGAAACAAAGAGAGUGAGAUCAAAAUCUCACCAGCAUCUGCGGUUGGUGCUAGAUCCGACUAGCAGGUGUGGUCACAUACCAAACAGCUUUUGCCACAAACGUGAAC